Molecule: messenger RNA, 2161 nt
Organism: Lolium rigidum
Lineage: Eukaryota; Viridiplantae; Streptophyta; Magnoliopsida; Poales; Poaceae
Product: BTB/POZ domain and ankyrin repeat-containing protein NPR3-like
Exons: 4
Coding region: 157-1947 (596 amino acids)
Biological process (GO): defense response to bacterium; defense response to fungus; systemic acquired resistance, salicylic acid mediated signaling pathway
Cellular component (GO): nucleus
Molecular function (GO): protein binding
Source: RefSeq, a predicted model, not a curated record
AUUCACUUCUCCAAUCAUUUGAUCCCAGAAAGUCAUAAGCCACCUCGUGCGGAGUGGAGCAGAGCUCGGAUUCUGUUUGUACGCCUUGCCCAAGAAUCAUGGACCAAACCUGAGCUUCUAGAACCUUCUACCACCAGCUUUCCCUCUUCCCGCUCCAUGGAGACAUCGACAGUUACCUUCUCCUCGUCCUCCUCGCCUCCGCCGUCGCCGUCUCCGUCACCGUCGCGGCCGCAGGCCGCGCCGGCCGACCUCGACGCCGUCAGCCUCGGCCGCCUCAGCGGCAACCUCGAGCGCCUCCUCGACCCCUCCUUCUUCAACUGCACGGACGCCGACGUCGUCCUCGCGGCUGGGGGCGACGACGCCGUCGUCGGCGUCCACCGGUGCAUCCUCGCCGCCAGGAGCAACUUCUUCCUCGCUCACUUCUCCUCCCUCACCGCCGACCCCGCUGCCGGCGAGAAGCCGCGGCUGGUGCUCGCCGACCUUGUCCCAGGUGGGUGCCACAUCGGCCGCGACGCCAUCGGGCCCGUUCUUGGCUACCUCUACACUGGCCUCCUCAAGCCACCGCCGCAGGGCGCGGCCGUCUGCGUCGACGACCAGUGCUCGCACCAGGCGUGCCGCCCAGCCAUAGACUUCGUCGUCGAGUCCACCUACGCAGCGUCCGGCUUCAAGAUCCCCGAGCUCGUCUCGCUCUUCCAGCGUCGCCUGUCUGACUUUGUCAACAGAGCUCUGGUUGUGGUUGAGGAUAUAGUGCCGAUUGUUCUCGUUGCUUCCACCUGCCAGCUUACAGACCUGCUCAGCCAAUGUAUUCAACGGGUUGCGCACUCGAGUGUUGACAGCCGUUACCUCGAGAAGGAACUUCCAGAUGAAACCUUCGCCAAGGUCAUGGAGCUUCGUCAAUACUUGUCGCCUCGCGAAUCGGACGAGUUCAUUCUGGGUCCCGAGCAUGCCAAGAAGGUCAGGAAGAUUCACAAGGCCUUGGAUUGUGAUGAUGUUGACCUUGCUAAUCUGCUCCUGGAGGAGUCUGGAAUCACCUUGGAUGGUGCACUUGCCAUACACCAUGCUGCUGCCUAUUGUGAACCCAAAGUGUUAGCUCAGAUAUUGAAACUCAAGUCAGCCAGCGACUCCGCUAACGUGAAUCUGAAGAAUGGGAGUGGAUACACACCGCUGCAUAUGGCCUGCAUGAGGCGAGAACCCCAGAUCAUCCUCUCACUUACAGAGAAGGGAGCAUCCGUGCAGGAGAGGACCCGAGAUGGCCGUGACGCUCUUACCAUCUGCAAGAGAUUAACAAGAGAGAAAGACUGCAACAGCAAGCUGGAGAAGGGUAAGGAGAGAAGCAAGGCUUACCUGUGCAUCGACAUCUUGGAGCAAGAGAUCAAGAGGACAUCCUUUGUCUUGGAGAGGCAACUCUCUGACGAGGUUUCAGUUGCCAUGCCUUUGCUGGCAGAUAAUUUUCACACCAGGCUCCUAACCUUGGAAAAUAGAGUUGCCUUUGCCAGAAUAUUCUUCCCUUCCGAAGCAAAGCUUGUCAUGCGCAUAGCUCAAGCUGACUCAACUCAAGAGUUUGCUGGUCUCAGCUCAGCUAACUUCUGUAAAUUGAAGGACGUUAACCUUAAUGAGACUCCCAUAAUGCAGAGCAACAGGCUGCGUGAACGUCUUGACGCCUUGAUGAAGACAGUUGAGCUAGGGCGGAAGUACUUCCCGCAUUGUUCAGAUGUUCUUGAUAAGUUCCUCAUCGAAGAAUCCACCGAUUUGUUCUUCCUUGAGAGUGGCAGUGCUGAGGACCAGCACACCAGGAGGAUGCGCUUUUCUGAACUUAAAGACGAGGUGAACAAGGCCUUCAACAAAGAUAAGGCGGCCAUAGGUUCUUCAUCAACAUCCUCAUCCUCUUCACCAAGGGCUGAUGGAAAGGUUAGACAUGGCAACAAGAAAGCGAGGCUAUCACGGUAGCAUCAGUAGGUUAAGCCCAUCCUGUUGGGCACACACGAUUUCAGAAAGGUGGGGAAGGUCUUGAUGUUGCUGGCCAUUUUUAGUUCAGGGAACCCAUGUAGCCCAGCAAGCAUCUCAGUUAUGUUUGCUUACUUCGGGUGCAUUUCUUGUAGUUAUUGUGCUUUAAUAUAUGACACGCUGCAGUAGAUAAUUUUGAAUCUCCGGUAGCCAGUUU